Molecule: messenger RNA, 1485 nt
Organism: Cloeon dipterum
Lineage: Eukaryota; Metazoa; Arthropoda; Insecta; Ephemeroptera; Baetidae
Gene: Pyroxd1
Product: pyridine nucleotide-disulfide oxidoreductase domain 1
Exons: 6
Coding region: 1-1446 (481 amino acids)
Molecular function (GO): flavin adenine dinucleotide binding; oxidoreductase activity
Source: RefSeq, a predicted model, not a curated record
AUGGAUUUGCAAGCUUGUUAUGUAAUUAUCGGGGGAGGCAUUGCUGGUGUCUCGUGUGCAGAAACUUUGACCACACUGACCAAUGAGUCAAUUCUACUUAUAUCAGGCUCUGAUGUAGUCAAGGUCACAAGAAACGUGAACCAACUCACUGAAGCACUAACGCAGUUUGAUGUGGAAGACCAAAGUGCAUCAGAGUUUGAAUCAACCUUCCCAGGACUUGCAGUCUCUACUGGAGUCACCGUAGUGACAUUGAACCCUGAAUUAAGAGAGCUGAAAUUGAGUGAUGGUCGAGUUGCCAGAUAUGAAAAAGGAGUAUGUCUUUGUGUUGGCGCUUCACCAAAAACUCUUGAUGGCGCUGAAAGUGCUGAAAACCUUGUUUUCACCCUCAGAGAUAUGGAGUCAGUUGCGUCACUCAUUGAAAAACUGAAAGAUGCCCGCAAAGUUGCCGUUGUUGGAAAUGGUGGCAUAGCCACUGAACUUGUUUAUACUUUAAAAGGAGUUCAGGACAUGGUUUGGGUUGUCCGUGACAAGCACAUCUCUGCUGCUUUUGUGGAUCCAGGGGCAGCACAAUUUUUCAUCAAUUCUGGUGGUUUAACUGAAGCAGGUCAGAAGAAGGGGGCAACAGUGAUCAAACGGCUCACAUACCAAUCACAGAAUGGAACGAAGAAAGAGUGCCAGGGAGCCGCUCUUGGCCCUGACUGGCACACAAAGUUCAAAGUUGAGGGUCCUAAUGGUGAUAAGAUGCCUAACAUCCACAUUGAAUAUGAAACAGAAGUUAAGAGGAUCAUAAAACGAGGAGAAACUGGCUUCCCAGCAGAGCUCAAUAAUUGGCCAGUAGUGCUGGAGUUGACAAAUAAAUCCUUAAUUGGUUGCGACUUGGUUGUAAAUGCCAUCGGAGUUUUGCCAAAUUGCAAGAUGUUUGAUGGAGUGCUAGAUAUGGCCAGUCCUGAGCAAGGCUCUGGCAUCAAAGUUGACAAGGCAAUGAGAACAUCUGCAGAUGGCGUGUUUGCUGCUGGCGAUGUCAUAUUUGCCAACUGGAUGAAGGAGAAACACUGGUUUCAAAUGAGGCUCUGGACGCAAGCUCGACAAAUGGGCUGUCAGGCUGCAAGAGCAAUGGCCGUUCCCUCAAGCGUUUCCAUGUUCGACUUUAGUUUUGAGAUGUUUGCGCACGUGACUAAGUUCUUUGGAUUCAAAGUGGUUCUUCUUGGACUUUACAAUGGCCAAAAAAUGAAUCCCGGAGACUGGGAGGCUUUGCUUAGAGUCACGCCUGGAAAAGAAUUCAUCAAGCUAGUAAUAGCGAAUGGAAAAGUGCAGGGAGCAGUGUUAAUAGGGGAGACAGAGUUAGAGGAGACGUGCGAAAAUUUGAUUCUUAACCAACUUGAUGUAAGUGCACUGGGCGACGAUUUGCUAAAUCCCGACAUUGACAUAGAAGACUAUUUUGAUUGAAAGUAAUGAAAAUAAAUAUCAGUCAGUUUAAUUAAAAAA